Messenger RNA from Homarus americanus (American lobster), 1941 nucleotides. RefSeq names its product abl interactor 2-like. The transcript has 11 exons. The record is from RefSeq and is a predicted model, not a curated record. Bases 1 to 1545 code for a protein of 514 amino acids. NCBI's taxonomy places the organism in Eukaryota, Metazoa, Arthropoda, Malacostraca, Decapoda, Nephropidae. Gene Ontology annotation, molecular function: SH3 domain binding.
AUGGCUGGUCUUCAGAUACUGUCACGGCAGCACAUCCUGGCCUGUCGUCAGGUUGUCAUUGGUGAACAGGAGAUUCCCGAAGGCCGUCAGUCUCUCUCCGAUUCUCACGCUAAUCUGGAGAAAGUUGCGGCUUAUUGUAUCGAGAACUUUGCCAGGGCGGAAAAUAAGGCCGGAGCGUUGGAAGAGACGAAAAACUACACGACUCAAUCCCUGGCCAGCGUAGCCUAUCAGAUCAACACACUGGCUUACAACUUCCUCCAGAUGGUCGAACAACAAGCCAAUCAGCUAGCAGAGAUGGAGAGCCAAGUGAAUUACAUAUCCCAGAUGGUGAUGGUGCACAAGGAGAAAGUAGCGAGGAGAGAGAUUGGCGUCCUAACGACCAACAAAACGACCGCUCGACAGUACAAGAUCCUCGCUCCGGCCAACACAGAGAAGCCGAUCAAAUACGUCCGGAAACCGAUCGACUUUACCACUCUCGACGACGUAGGCCACGGCAUAAGAUCGUCCUCAAGCAGCACCCCAAGGUCGAGGAGGAGCACCAGUAGCGUAGGAAUGCCUCCACCUCCGGCACACCAACAGCCGCCGACAUCCGCAGGGCCGGCUCCCACGACCAAGCCUCCUACGCCCCCGCAGUCCAAUAGAUCGGUGAGCAGUCUGUCUCGGGGCUCCAGGGAGUACCGCACCCCCCCGGCUGUUGCUCCUCCACAGGCAGUCCCCGAGACACGCACGUCCGACAUACGAACACCCACGAUUACAAACGGGAAGCCAAUAUAUUCGUCACGAAAACCCGUACCCAGUAACUACGCACCGAACUACCCCAUUGGACACCCACGCCGCAACGAUCGUUCCAGCGGGUACAGCACCCUGCCUCACCAAUCAGCGGCUCACGUCACCCCAAUCAACGGAGGAAGCCCCGCCCCGCCUCCCCAAGUGGGCAUGGUGCACCCUAUGUCCCACGGGGUGCCCCAGGGAUCCUACACCCCCCCGCCCCCGCCCCCGCACAUGCAGGAGCCGCCCCAGUACGCCUCGCACCCAAUGGGGAUGCCCCGCUAUCCGACGCUCAUCCGACCUGCCAUGACAUUGCCCAAAAAUCUAACUAACAAGAAUCUAACAAGCAAGACCAACGAAGUGAUCUUAGCGCCUCCAUCUCCCGCCUCCUCUGGGGUCGUCAGCGAACAGGAGUACAACAGCAGGUCGUCGGGCGCCUCCUCACCCCCUCUGCCACCUCCGCCCACGAGCGACUCUGAGAUGCCCCCAGCCGUUCCCCCGCACUUCAUGGAGAAAGGUGGUUACUUUCUAGUGGACGAUACUCCCGCCCCGCACCGCACCCCAGGGACCAAUGCCAAUGCUCCGGCCGUACCACCGCAUUACCUCGAGAAAGUGAUUGCCGUUUAUGACUACAGUGCUGACAAGGAGGACGAACUGACCUUCUCGGAAAACGCCGUCAUCUACGUACUCAAGAAGAACGACGAUGGGUGGUGGGAGGGCGUAAUGAACGGCGUCACCGGACUCUUCCCCGGGAAUUACGUCGAGCCGCUCAUGUGAAGCGGCCGGGGUAGCCGCCGUGCGUCCGUUGAUACUAACUCAUCGCGGAUUAUUAGUACACUUGACGUCAAGGAUGGGAUUUAUACCUUCGGCGGUCCGGUUAUCACCCCAGGAGACUGAACGACCUACACACAUACACACGCACACACAUACACACGCACACACAGACACACACCUAACCAGUGCUGUACAGUAGUUAAGGUCAUUUAUAGUUUUAGUCGUUAUCGAUCACCUGAACAUUAACACCCCUCCCCCCCCUCGCCUUAGAUAGUUUCAGGGUGGUUAAAGUUCAGGGUGGUUAAGCUGGGGGUGACUUCAGGUGAGCACUUGGGGGUUAAUCUUCAGGUGAGCACUUGGGGGUUAAUCUUCAGGUGAGCACUUGGGGGUUAAUCUUCA